This is a messenger RNA of Boleophthalmus pectinirostris (great blue-spotted mudskipper), 4631 nucleotides long. RefSeq names its product TBL1X/Y related 1a (gene tbl1xr1a). The transcript is spliced from 16 exons. Gene Ontology annotation, molecular function: protein binding; transcription corepressor activity. Gene Ontology annotation, cellular component: histone deacetylase complex. The coding region runs from base 561 to 2108 and encodes 515 amino acids. The record is from RefSeq and is a predicted model, not a curated record. NCBI's taxonomy places the organism in Eukaryota, Metazoa, Chordata, Actinopteri, Gobiiformes, Gobiidae. Gene Ontology annotation, biological process: regulation of transcription by RNA polymerase II.
CCAUGUCCUGUCCUUCUCCACACUGCGACACCAUUUUGAUGUAGCAGGCAGCGAGCAGGAGAGGAGAGGAGAGCGCCUUCCUGCAGAGCCGAUCGGAGGCCCUCGCUCAUUUGCGCCUGGCUGGUCCCCUCGCCGUGUUUCAGUCUGAAGCCGUUGGCUGCUACCGAAGCGCUUGGCUCUUUCUCUACGAUCCGAGCGCGGCUACAAUCUUACCACUACUGCCCCUUCCAGACCCCUCUAACCCGGAUUUACCGCCACGUAUGCCGCUGGUUCGGGCGCGCGUCGGUCAUUGGGCAUCCCGAGCGCCGCGUGGCCGAGUCUGAGGCCGAUAUAACGCCGUUUUGGGGGUGAAAUUAGCGCUUGAAAACAACGAAGGCGCUGGAGGAGGAGAUUCCAUAUUAGGAGCACAGAGGAGAAGGCGCCCCCCUUGUGUGGCUUGGAGCUUUCGGUCCCAUGCUCAUGCUCCUGGCCUCUGACUGGACAUAGCGGCGCUGACCACAAACCUACGACUGAGGUGCGGAGUGUGCUGCUGCUGACCUCAUGGUGUAACAGGAGUAAAGAUGAGCAUUAGCAGCGAUGAGGUCAACUUCCUGGUCUACAGAUACCUACAGGAGUCAGGGUUCUCCCACUCUGCCUUUACGUUCGGCAUCGAGUCUCACAUCAGCCAGUCCAACAUCAACGGCGCUCUGGUGCCCCCUGCUGCCCUCAUCAGCAUCAUACAGAAGGGGCUGCAGUAUGUGGAGGCCGAAGUCAGCAUCAACGAGGACGGCACGUUAUUCGACGGGCGGCCCAUCGAGUCCCUGUCCCUGAUCGACGCGGUGAUGCCUGACGUGGUGCAGACGCGGCAGCAGGCCUACAGGGACAAACUGGCCCAGCAGCAGGCCGCCGCUGCAGCACCCGCCUCCACCACCGGGGGCAGCAUCAGCGGCAGUGCCAAGAACGGAGAGAACACUGCCAACGGGGAGGAGAACGGAGCGCAUGCCUUAGCCAAUAACCACUCAGACCUGAUGGAGGUGGAUGGAGACGUGGAGAUCCCUCAAAACAAGGCCAUGGUCCUGAGAGGCCACGAGUCUGAGGUGUUCAUCUGCGCCUGGAACCCCGUCAGUGACCUGCUCGCCUCAGGGUCUGGAGACUCCACGGCUCGGAUCUGGAAUCUGAGUGAGAACAGCACGAGCAGCUCCACUCAGCUGGUGCUCCGACACUGCAUCAGGGAGGGGGGCCAGGACGUGCCCAGCAACAAGGACGUCACCUCCCUCGACUGGAAUAGUGAAGGCACGCUCUUAGCAACAGGAUCAUAUGACGGCUUCGCCAGAAUAUGGACCAAAGAUGGUAAUCUGGCCAGCACACUGGGCCAACACAAAGGACCCAUCUUUGCUCUAAAGUGGAAUAAAAAAGGCAACUUCAUCCUGAGCGCCGGAGUAGAUAAAACUACAAUCAUAUGGGACGCCCACACAGGAGAAGCCAAGCAGCAGUUUCCUUUCCAUUCAGCUCCAGCUCUGGACGUGGACUGGCAGAGCAACAACACUUUUGCGUCGUGCAGCACAGACAUGUGUAUCCACGUGUGCAAACUGGGACAGGACCGGCCCAUCAAGACAUUCCAGGGACAUACAAAUGAAGUAAAUGCAAUCAAGUGGGACCCCACGGGGAACCUGCUGGCCUCCUGCUCAGACGACAUGACGCUAAAGAUCUGGAGUAUGAAGCAGGACUCGUGUGUCCAUGACCUCCAGGCUCACAGUAAAGAAAUCUACACCAUCAAAUGGAGCCCCACUGGCCCCGGAACCAACAACCCCAGCGCUAAUCUCAUGCUAGCAAGUGCAUCGUUUGACUCGACAGUGCGUCUGUGGGACGUGGAGCGGGGCAUCUGUAUCCACACUCUGACCAAACACCAGGAGCCCGUGUACAGCGUGGCCUUCAGCCCGGAUGGCAGACACCUGGCCAGCGGCUCCUUCGACAAGUGUGUGCACAUCUGGAACACGCAGACGGGAGCUUUAGUCCAUAGUUACAGAGGGACAGGGGGCAUCUUCGAGGUUUGUUGGAACGCAGCGGGAGACAAAGUGGGAGCCAGCGCGUCAGACGGAUCUGUAUGUGUACUAGACCUGCGGAAAUAGUGCUGUGCCGUUGGAAGCCAUGGACCGACCGUGAAUGUGUACAUAGCCAAAAGACUGUCCCCGCCCCUCACUCUGGCUCCGCCCACUCACACACAGGAAACAGGAAGUGGGGAAACAGGAAGCAAGCACCGACAGAAGCAGAAGCAGGUCCAAAACCCAGGGCUGAACCAAUGGACGUAUGGACACAGGGCGGCUCUUACACUCUCUCUCUCCGUCUGCCCCAAAACGCAGAGGAAAGUCGAGAGAGGAAAAAGACAAAAAACAUCCAUAUAUGUACCAAAAUCUGGAAGCUAUUUUGCUUUUUUGAUCUUUAAACCAUGUCAUCAAAACGAAAACGGACAAAAUGGUGUUCUUUGUUACUAGUUGGACUUCAUUGUGCGACAUAUCAAGAUCUCCACUAAAUAGGAUGGCACUUAGAAUUUUUUUUUAAAUUUCAAAUCCAAUGUUUUAAAUGUUUUUUUUUUCUUUUUUUUUUUUUUUUUAUUUACUUUUUUUUUUUUUGUAACUUUUUUUUUAUCUUUCAGGAAGGCCAGGACUGUUCAGCUCACCGCACAAAAGAAUGCGAUUACAGACAAUUUUAAAAAGUCACAUAAUUACAGUUUUUAAAUCAAACUUAAACUUACAAACUCAAUAAAACAACUAAAAAAAAUAAAUAAAAUCAAUAUUAGUAAUCUGAAUGCUUGUGAUUUUUACCGUCGCUUGAUCUCGCGCAAUAAUAAAUGAAUAAUGAAUUAUGCAAAUGAAAAUUUUAUAAAAUGUUAAUGGUCAACUUCUCGCUUUUUAAACAAUGAAUCAAAUUUAAAGAGGAGGUAUUACACUUCUAUCGGGCAUUAACUUCUAACGCACACAUAUUUAGAUCACCAUGUUACUUUAAUUGUUUUGAAAAUUCUGUAUUCGCAUUGGACGACAUCGAAAACCUCUUCAGGCAUGUUUUUGAUGAGGGAUCGACGUUAUAACAUGGUAGAAAUCUUCAAAAAGUCGUUCUAACAUGAUAGAAAGCUCCAGAAAAUCUUUCUAACAUGGUAGAAAUCCUCAAGAAGUUGUUCUAACAUCUUCAAAAAGUCUUUCUGAAAUAUUAGAAAGCUCCAAAAAGUCUUUAUAACAUGGGAGAAAUCUUCAAAAAGUCUUUCUAACAUGGUAGAAAGCUCCAAAAAGUGUUCCUAACAUCUUCAAAAAGUCGCUUUAGCGUGAUAGAAAGCUCCAGGAAAUCUUUCUAACAUGGAAGAAAGCUUCAAAAAGUCAUUCUAUCGUCUUCAAAAAGUCUUUCUGAAAUGGCAGAAAUCUCCAAAAAGUCAUUCUAACAUCUUUGGAAGCUCCAAAAAGUUGUUCUAACAUGGGAGAAAACUCCAGAAAGUCUUUCUAAUAUGGGAGAAAUCUCCAAAAAGUCUUUCUAACAUGGUAGAACUCUUCAAAAAGUUGUUCUAACAUGACAGAAAGCUCCAAAAAGUCAUUUUAAAAUGGUAGAAAGCUCGAAAAAAGUCUUUCUAAAAAAGUCUUUCUAACAUGGUAGAAAUCUCCAAAAAGUCGAUUUUGCGUAGUACCUCCUCUUUAAGAACUUGCCUAGCCACCAAAAAAGACCAACUAUGAGUUUACCAAUGAAAUAUGGUCUGCAUCAGAUUGAAAGUGUUGGUCUAAAUAUUUUGUCCUAAAUAUUGACAAUAAUUGUAUUUGACGUUUUUGUUUUAGCUGAAAUUGGGGCUGUUUUACGAUUUAAAAUCCAGAAUUUACACAAGUUUCAUUUUCUGUUAAGAGUUCACAUCUUUUUUUGUGAAUACUGAGCUGAACAUUUCUGGUUAAAUCCCUUCAACAAUUACCACAGAAUUUAAAUUUCUGCUUUUAAAAAAGUGUUUAUUUGAAUUUGUCUUUUUCAGGACGUUUCAGCCUCAAACUUUAUCCACAAUUCAAAUUAGGAUUUUUGCAAUUUUUGCUCUUACAUGCUACCUGUAGUUACUCCUUUAUAAGCUGGGCAUUACUUAAAACAUUAUAAAAACGUACAAAUUAAAAUAUUGAAUUUUAAAGCGGAAACGUCUAUUUUUUUUUCCCUCCAGACGUUUCAGCCUCAAAUUCUGUCUAAAAUUCAUAGGAUUUAAAAAAAAUGUGUCCCCAAUGACUACCUGUAGUUGCUCUUUAAAUAACUGGGCAUUACUUAAAACAUUAUCCCAAAAAUACAAGUGAAAAUCUAAAAUUUCUAACUGGAAACUUGGAUGUUUCAGCCUCAGAUUCUUGACUCAAUUCAAAUUAAGAUUUUCACUAUUUUCAUCCCCAAAUGUCUACCCGUAUUUGCUCCUUUAUUAACUGGGCAUUACUUAAAUCAUUAUCCUAAAAAAUGUGAAUGAAAAUAUAAAAUUUGUAACCUGAUGAAACGUCUUGUAAAAACUUCAAAUAGUCACUUGCGCCCUCGUCACUACCACACGUUUAACAAGAGUUCAUUUUGUUUUUGUUGACUUUGCAUCCUAUUGAUCUGUUCCAAUUCAAAUCAGAUCAGUCCAACUAAAGUCAGAAUAAAAUCUAUUUUGAUAAGAA